Molecule: messenger RNA, 256 nt
Organism: Paramecium pentaurelia
Lineage: Eukaryota; Ciliophora; Oligohymenophorea; Peniculida; Parameciidae
Source: the annotation of a GenBank genome assembly
AUGCAACGUUCAGUAAAUAUUCAGAAGUAAUGGUAGCACUUUAUACAUAAGGUAAAUAAUAAUUUUUCAAUACUAAGGUUAUGUGGAAAGGAUCAAUUGAUCCAAAAGCCUUAUUCGCUUCUAAGAAUGAGACAUAUAUCUAAAAAUAAUCAAAUAGUAAAAGUAAGAGGCUCUUUCUUUUUUAAAUAAAAAUUUGGGUUCUUGUAAGUAACUCAAUUCAUAUUAUUUUUAAGGAAAGGUUCUUUUUGUACCUUGA